Molecule: messenger RNA, 438 nt
Organism: Trichophyton rubrum CBS 118892
Lineage: Eukaryota; Fungi; Ascomycota; Eurotiomycetes; Onygenales; Arthrodermataceae
Exons: 2
Coding region: 1-438 (145 amino acids)
Source: RefSeq, a predicted model, not a curated record
AUGGAACGGGGAGAGAGAGCACGCGGCAGAAGCAGGAUGAUCGCUGCCUGUGGUCGUGAUCCUAAUGGCUGUCCAGACAAGACUCGCUGCGACGAGCAACGAGAUAGAGAUAGAGCUACUUUGAUGUCUGUAGAAGACAGAGAUGAUACUGUUAUUCUGAUCCUAGAAAUCUACAAAGGAGAGAGUGGUGGUGGAGGUAAAGGUGGAGAGACACCCCAGACUCAGGAUAUAGAUCUAGAUAGAGACUCGCCUGCUCAGCGACGACGACGAGGUGAUGAAGCCUUUACCAUGAUUGAAGAUGCCAAAGAAGACUCCAGCAUGACUCUCCGGCCUCUUCCAAGCCGAAUUCACGUCUCUUCUCCCUCCGUCGGCCUCUCUAGCAACCAGCAUCACCGCCUGAAGUCCCCAGGCAGGCCAGACAAGAAGAGACGAGAAUGA